AUGUCGAACAAAUCUCACCCUGAUGCGGACCUGUUUCCACACGCCACAGGCCUUGCACAGAAGACAGUUGAGGAUCACAAAGCGGAGCAGCCAUUGAAGCUGUAUGCUGGAUGGUUUUGUCCUUUUGUCGGCCGCGCAUGGACGGUGUUGCAGGAGAAGAAGAUCCCUUAUCAGUACAUUGAGGUCAACCCAUACCACAAGCCAGAAUCGCUGUUGAAGCUCAACCCUCGUGGUCUGGUCCCGACACUUCAGUAUGACAACAAGCCAUUAUACGAAAGCACGGUCAUCUGCGAAUUCCUCGAAGAAGCGUACCCAGACCAUGGACCAAAGCUCUUGUCUGAGGACCCCUACGAGCGUGCCCGCGCUCGAAUUUGGACCGACUACUGCACUUCUCGAAUCAUCCCUGCUUUCCAUCGUUUUCUGCAGUUCCAGCCAAUGUCAGAUACCGAAGGACUAGAAGAAGUGAGACAAGAGUUCUUAGGUCACCUGAAGGAAUUUACCAAGGAGAUGGACUCUGAGGGCCCUUACUUUUCAGGCAAAGAUGUUGGCCUGAUCGAUUUGGUUGUUGCGCCUUGGGCAAUUCGUCUAUGGGUCUUCGACCACUACAAGAAUGGUCUGAACAUUCCAGAUGGAGGUGAAGAUAGUGCUGUUUGGUCGAGGUUCAACAAGUGGCUCAAAGCCAUCGAGGAACGUCCUUCAGUGCGCGAGACUACGAGUGAGAAGGAAAAGUACCUCAGCAUCUACCAGAAGUAUGCCGAUGAUAAGGCACAGAGUGAGUUGGCUAAGGCAACUCGCAAGGGUCGUGGUGUACCUUGA
Aureobasidium pullulans EXF-150 is the source of this 816-nucleotide messenger RNA. Its product is annotated as glutathione transferase omega-1. Lineage: Eukaryota; Fungi; Ascomycota; Dothideomycetes; Dothideales; Saccotheciaceae. Gene Ontology annotation, cellular component: cytoplasm. The record is from RefSeq and is a predicted model, not a curated record. Gene Ontology annotation, molecular function: glutathione transferase activity. Bases 1 to 816 code for a protein of 271 amino acids. The transcript is spliced from 3 exons.